This is a messenger RNA of Pneumocystis carinii B80, 1317 nucleotides long. RefSeq lists its product as hypothetical. NCBI's taxonomy places the organism in Eukaryota, Fungi, Ascomycota, Pneumocystomycetes, Pneumocystales, Pneumocystaceae. Gene Ontology annotation, cellular component: transferase complex. Gene Ontology annotation, biological process: isoprenoid biosynthetic process; ubiquinone biosynthetic process. The record is from RefSeq and is a predicted model, not a curated record. Gene Ontology annotation, molecular function: prenyltransferase activity. Bases 45 to 1274 code for a protein of 409 amino acids. The transcript is spliced from 3 exons.
UAAAGAAUAUAAAACACAUAAAACCAGAUGAAUCAUUGGUUUUUAUGACAGGAUCUGUUCAAAAACGGUUUUUAACGGGUUAUUUUGGCCAAUUUUCAGAUAUCUAUGAAACAUUAAGAUCAUCAAAAAUUAAAGAAGAAAGAAAUACAGGAUUUUAUGAGAGUGAAAUGAAGCUCGUAGAGCCAGAGAUGUCACAUCUAACAUAUAAUAUCCGUAAAUUAUUUAAUUCGUGCAAUCCUAUACUUUAUAAUGUAGCGAAUUAUUAUAUUGAAACACAAGGAAAACAUGUUCGGCCAUUAGUAGUUCUUUUGAUAUCAAAAGCUACUAGUAUUGCGCCGAAGAUUGAAAACUGGGAAGAUGUGCUGUAUAAUAAAUAUAAUGAACCUAUAUCAUCAUCAAAUAUAGUGAAUGAUGAAGAUCCAGACAAGCCAUUAUCAUCGUAUGAAAUCUCGAUGAAUAUGGCGGAAACAGAUAUAUAUCCAUCUCAAAGAAGAUUGGCAGAGAUUACGGAGAUGAUUCAUACAGCAUCAUUGUUACAUGAUGAUGUAAUUGAUAAUUCACAUAUUAGAAGAGGGAUGCCUAGUGGAAACCAUGUAUUUGGGAACAAAAUGGCGGUAUUAGCGGGAGAUUUUCUUCUUGGAAGAGCGUCACUUGCAUUGGCACGUUUAAGAAAUGCAGAAGUAAUUGAACUUUUAGCUACGGUGAUUGCAAAUCUUGUAGAAGGAGAAAUUAUGCAAUUAAAAGGGAUUAUGGACAAGGAGGAUAAUGAAUAUUUUCAUUUUAGGGAUAUAUUAAGUAAAUAUCUGAAAAAAACAUAUUUAAAAACAGCAAGCUUAAUAGCAAAAAGUUGUCGAGCUACAACAUUAUUAGGUGGAUGUACUAGUGAAAUUACAGAUAAUGCUUAUUUGUAUGGAAAAAAUCUUGGGUUAGCGUUUCAGUUAACGGACGAUAUGUUAGAUUACACAAUUUCUGAAGAUACAUUUGGAAAACCUGUAAAAAAAGAUUUAAAACUUGGAUUAAUAACAGCACCAGUUUUAUUUGCAUGGGAAAAAUAUCCUGAAUUAGGACCAGUUAUAAAACGAAAAUUCUCUAAUGAUGGAGAUAUAUGUCGAACACAUGAAUUAGUCAUAAAAAGUAACGGUUUGCAAAAAACAAAAGAAUUAGCCGAAAAAUUUUGCAACAAAGCAUUAGAUUCUCUUAAUCUAUUUCCAGUGUCACCUUCUCGACAUGCACUAGAAGAAUUAACAUAUAAGAUUCUAAACAGGGCAAAAUAAUCAAUUAUUAAACGUAUCAAGAUUAUCGAAUAAUUGCAUACUU